Molecule: messenger RNA, 3220 nt
Organism: Phyllopteryx taeniolatus (common seadragon)
Lineage: Eukaryota; Metazoa; Chordata; Actinopteri; Syngnathiformes; Syngnathidae
Gene: plod2
Product: procollagen-lysine, 2-oxoglutarate 5-dioxygenase 2
Exons: 20
Coding region: 173-2443 (756 amino acids)
Biological process (GO): peptidyl-lysine hydroxylation
Cellular component (GO): endoplasmic reticulum
Molecular function (GO): procollagen-lysine 5-dioxygenase activity; L-ascorbic acid binding; iron ion binding
Source: RefSeq, a predicted model, not a curated record
UAUAUCAAACUUGGAGCUAACUUUCUCCCCCCUGCCUCACUUUUUUUCACAAAAAAAAAAGAAAAGACCCUGCAGGGUUUUGCUUUUAAUUCAGACCACCUCUCGCCGGACUUGGAGGCAAAGUAACGUCCACUCAAGUGACCCUCAACGGGAACCACGCACUUUAACAGCGAUGGAGUACCUCAAGUCUUGCAUUGUGUUUUGGUGCUGGAUGACGUGUGCAAACGCGGUCGUGUCCACUGACACACCCCGGGGUCCUGCGCCUAUUCCUCAUGAAGAUUUACUUGUGCUAACAGUGGCAACAGAAGAAACGGAUGGCUUCCGCCGCUUCAUACAAUCUGCAAACUAUUUCAACUACACUGUGAAGGUGUUGGGAAUGGGGGAAGAAUGGAAGGGCGGUGAUGUUGGCCGCUCUAUCGGCGGCGGACAAAAAGUCAGACUACUGAAAGAGGCCGUGGAAAGUCUAGCUGACCAGGAGGACCUUGUGGUCCUCUUUGUGGAUAGCUACGAUCUUAUCUUCGCCGGAGGACCAGAGGAGAUUCUCAGGAAGUUCCAACAAGCGAAUCACAAAGUCCUUUUUGCUGCAGAAGGGCUGAUAUGGCCAGAUAAGCGACUGGCCGACAAGUAUCCCUCGAUCCGCAGUGGCAAGCGGUACCUCAACUCAGGAGGAAUAAUGGGAUAUGCCCCAUACAUAAACCGAAUUGUUUCACAGUGGAACCUUCACGACAAUGACGACGACCAGCUCUUCUACACUAAAAUAUUUGUGGAUCCACUACAAAGAGACUCUCUCAACUUGACACUAGACCACAAGUGCCAGAUUUUCCAGAACCUGAAUGGCGCAAUUGACGAAGUGCUUCUCAAAUUUGGAACCAACCGCGUGAGAGUUAGAAACACAGCGUACGACUCUCUGCCAGUGGUUGUCCAUGGCAACGGGAAUACCAAAAUGUACUUGAACUACUUGGGCAACUACGUUCCCAACACGUGGAACUAUGAGCACGGCUGCAGCCACUGUGACGAUGAUGUCGUGGAUAUGUCUCAGUUGAAAGAGUAUCCCAACGUGCUGGUCGGCGUCUUCAUCGAGCACCCGACGCCUUUUCUCCCCGAGUUCUUCGAACGUUUGAUGACAUUGGAUUAUCCCAAAGAUAAACUCAAGGUUUUCAUCCACAAUAAUGAGGUUUACCAUGAGAGGCACAUGCAGAUGUUUUGGGAGGAACAUAGGAAUGUGUUCAGCAGCUUGAAGGUCGUUGGACCAGAAGAAAUUCUCAGCCAAGGAGAGGCCAGAAACAUGGCCAUGGAUCUUUGCCGCCAGGAUGCCACAUGUGACUUCUACUUCAGCAUAGACUCAGACGUGAUGCUCACCAACACACAGACUCUGAAGCUCCUCAUUGAGCAGAACAGGAAACUCAUCGGCCCCCUCGUCACUCGCCACAACAAGCUGUGGUCCAACUUCUGGGGAGCGUUGAGUCUGGAUGGUUAUUACGCCCGCUCGGAAGAUUAUGUCGAUAUUGUGCAGAGAAAACGAGUAGGUGUGUGGAACAUUCCCUACAUGGCGCACAUCUACCUGGUCCGGGGCGACGUUUUGAGGAAGGAGUUGAAAGAAAGGAACUACUUUGUUCUUGAGAAACUGGACCCUGAUAUGGCUUUGUGUAAACACACCAGAGAGCUGACCAGUCACAGAGAAAAAGAGUCCCCUUCUCCGGAAUCAUUCCAUAUGCUCAGGCCCCCAAAGGGAGUCUUCAUGUACUUAACAAACCGCCACGACUUUGGAAGGCUCAUUUCCGCAGCCAAUUAUAACACUUCUCAUUAUAACAGCGACUUGUGGCAGAUAUUCGAAAACCCCCUGGACUGGAAGGAGAAGUACAUUGAUCCCAACUACAUGAAAAUCUUCACUGAAAACUACUUGGAAGAGCCUUGUCCAGAUGUCUUUUGGUUUCCGGUCUUCACAGAAAAGGCCUGUGACGAACUAGUGGAGGAGAUGGAGAACCACGGCUCGUGGUCUGGAGGCAAACAUGAGGACAAGCGGAUCUCCGGCGGCUACGAGACGGUCCCGACGGACGACAUCCACAUGAAGCAAAUCGGAUUCGACAAGGAGUGGCUUCACUUUAUCCGAGAGUUCAUCGCGCCUGUGACGCUAAAAGUUUUCUCUGGAUACUAUACAAAGGGUUACGCGGUCAUGAACUUCGUAGUCAAAUACACUCCCGGGAGGCAAUCAUACCUGAGGCCCCACCAUGACUCCUCCACCUUCACUAUCAAUAUUGCUCUUAAUAACAAAGACAUAGACUUUCAGGGUGGCGGCUGUCGUUUCCAUCGCUACAACUGCUCCAUAGAGUCGCCCAGGAAAGGCUGGAGCUUCAUGCACCCAGGACGACUGACUCAUCUCCACGAAGGACUACCCACCACCAACGGCACACGCUACAUCGCCGUGUCCUUCAUCGACCCCUAAAAAAAAAAAAAAAAAAAAAAAAAAAAAACUUGUCUAAUUCCACUGUAAUUGAAACUUUUGACUGAUCUUGGCUCCUCGUGUUUGUUUUGUGUGUUUUUGUGCCCCGAUCUUUUGUAGUUAUGCAUUUUUAAAGCUAUUUGCUUUAAAAAGAUGAGUGAUUGCAAUUAAGCGAAUCUCUGUCAGACAGAGUGUUGACUGGAAAUGGGACGUGAAUAAAUUCUCACGUUUAGGUACACAAACGAGAGGCAUUUUGCUAGCUGGGUACACGUAUUCCAGUUAUUACAAACAAGAUACUUCCAUGGUGUAUUUAGUGAGUGAGCUCAUCAUGAUUUUCCAAGUCAUUUUGGCUUUUAGCUGUAUCAGGCUAGCAUGCACAUUGUGCAGACCUGAUGUGUUAACAUUUGAAAAACUGAACUUUUUUUUUUUUUUUUUUUAAAUCAACUGGUGCUAAUCAUCAUUCCGUCUUUUUAGACAGAAUUUAUUAAUUGGUGAUGCAAGUGAGUCAAGGUGUGUGUGGUUUGAUAAUCUAUUUUUGUAUUUUGCACGGCAGACAGAAAAAAAAAACAGGUCAGCAAAACUUGCUGUGAGUUUUGUUUGAAUGGAGUCUGUUACUUGAAGGUUUGUCACUUGCCUCUUUGAAAAUUGACAUUCAUCUUCGUUCCUGAAACCAAAAAUCUGAAAAAAAUGUCCUUGUAUGAAUGAAUUUUGCUACUCUUGCCUUUUUUUUAAUUUAUUGUCAAAAUGUAAUAAAAAAAAAUCUCUGAGAGUUUCAUUGAU